This is a messenger RNA of Heterostelium album PN500, 465 nucleotides long. Its product is annotated as MAPEG family protein. Gene Ontology annotation, cellular component: membrane. The record is from RefSeq and is a predicted model, not a curated record. Lineage: Eukaryota; Evosea; Eumycetozoa; Acytosteliales; Acytosteliaceae. The transcript has a single exon. The coding region runs from base 1 to 465 and encodes 154 amino acids.
AUGAAUAUCAGUAUUCCAAUUACUACUAUUUUUGCAGGUGCUUUGGGUGUUAUCUACACUGGUUUGGCAUUGAAUGUCGUAAAGUACAGAAGAGGACUUCAAAUCUCGAUCGGUGAUGGUAGUCACAACCUCAUCAAGGAGAUUGCCAAAAAGAAGGAUGGAGACGAGGUCGAUGUCAGAAAGUACAAUAAAUUGCUUGGAGCAGUCAGAGCACACGCCAACUUUAUUGAAUACGUACCAAUCCAGUUGAUUCUAGCAGCACUCUUGGAGCUCCAAGGUGCCGACAAAUUCAGUCUAAAGGUUCUACUCGGUGCAUUCACAUUCAGCAGAGUCAUUCAUAUCUCUGGAAUUACAAACCGUAACUUUGUAGGAACGACCAGAGUAUUGGGAACUGUAUUCACAUUUAUCACCCUCUUUGCCUCCUCAGUAGCGUGUCUCUACUAUGGAUUCAAUUUACUCAAAUAA